Molecule: messenger RNA, 1596 nt
Organism: Penicillium canariense
Lineage: Eukaryota; Fungi; Ascomycota; Eurotiomycetes; Eurotiales; Aspergillaceae
Exons: 8
Coding region: 1-1596 (531 amino acids)
Cellular component (GO): membrane
Source: RefSeq, a predicted model, not a curated record
AUGGCUGGCUCCUAUCAUAAAACCGCCCGGAUCAUCUCUGUGAUCGCAGGCACUCUGGUAGCUCUGUCCUGCGGUACCAAUUAUGCAUACUCAGCAUGGGCGCCCCAGUUCGCGCACCGGAUGAAGUUAUCAUCGACCGAGAGCAACCUGAUUGGUGCGGCGGGAAACCUGGGCAUGUAUGCGAUGGGUAUUCCAAUGGGGCUGUUGACUGAUGCCCGCGGUCCGCGACUUAUCACGCUGGUCGGUUCGAUCUUGCUGGCCCUCGGCUACUACCCAAUUUAUCUUUCUUAUCAAUCUGGAGAGGGUUCGGUCCCAAUUAUUUUCCUGUGUUUUUUUGCUUUCCUGACAGGCACUGGUGGCUGCUCCGCCUUUGGAGGUGCAAUCAAGACUGCUGCCUCCAACUUCCCCGACCACCGCGGUACAGCUACUGCAUUUCCGUUGGCUGCCUUUGGACUGAGUGCUCUGUUCUGGUCUAAUGUGUCUACGCUCAUCUUCAAGGAUGAUACUGGCCGCUUCCUCCUACUUUUGGCCCUUGGAACCUCUAUUCUCUCCUUUUGCUCGAUCCCACUCCUUCGAAUCUUUCCGAUCGAGCCCUACUCGUCAAUUCCUCACCAUGGUCCUGACGAUAAUGGCGCGCCUCAGCGGAUGCGCCGACCUAGCAAUGUCCCAGAGAACUUGGACGAGCACAACUCCACUGCUUUCGCCCAUGAACGAUCAGCGCACGCGCGCACGCAAUCGACUGUUUCAAACCACCGGUCAGGAGCUUACGGCGCCAAUUCUGACGAGACUUCCUCAUUGGUGUCUAAAGCUGAUGGUAGACCGUCUUUCGAUACCCUAGAUGAUGACUUCCUAGAUGAUGUGGCCAGGGAGGCACACCACCCGGAUAUUCGCGGCGUGGCGAUGCUGCGCCAUGUCGAGUUCUGGCAAUUGUUCCUGGCAAUGGCUCUCUUGUCUGGAAUCGGAUUAAUGACUAUCAACAAUAUUGGCAAUAGCGCCAAAGCCCUCUGGCUCUACUACGAUGACAGUGCUACUCCCAAAUUUAUCCAAGAGCGACAGGUUAUGCAUGUCUCUAUCCUCUCGUUUGGCAACUUCCUUGGCCGGCUUUUUAGCGGAAUCGGUUCUGACAUUCUUGUCAAAAAAAUGAACAUGUCUCGCUUCUGGUGUCUUCUAAUCUCAGCCGUCGUCUUCACUCUGACCCAGUUCGCUGGCUCCUCCAUCUCUAACCCAAACACGCUGGUCGUUGUUUCUGCGUUAACCGGUAUCGCUUACGGCUUUUUGUUCGGUGUCUUUCCCUCCCUGACCGCGCAUACGUUUGGCAUCGGCGGUCUUUCCCAGAACUGGGGCGUCAUGACCCUCGCCCCUGUAUUCAGCGGAAAUGUCUUCAAUCUUCUCUACGGUGCCGUCUAUGACCGGCACUCUGUUAUCGGCCACGAUGGUGACCGUGAGUGCCCCGACGGCCUGGCCUGCUACCGCUCCGCCUAUUACCUGACCUUUUUCUCCGGCCUUGCUGGGAUUUGCGUCUGCCUGUGGAGUAUCUUCCGCGAGAAACGGAUUCACAACGUGAUGCGGAAGAAGACGGGCCACCGACUCGCAUAG